Molecule: messenger RNA, 857 nt
Organism: Temnothorax curvispinosus
Lineage: Eukaryota; Metazoa; Arthropoda; Insecta; Hymenoptera; Formicidae
Product: cholinesterase-like
Exons: 4
Coding region: 177-842 (221 amino acids)
Source: RefSeq, a predicted model, not a curated record
GGCGCAUGUGUUUCUCGUUCGAGGCUGUCGCUCCUGGUCGUUCCUUCGCCUUUGUACAGUUCUUUGGCAAGUUCGAGCACAUCGCUGAUCGAUCGUAAAUCCUCCGGUCGAAGUCCGAACAGAUCAAUAAAUACGCUGUUUGUCAGUCCGCUCGUCAGUAUUCCAGCGUAUUCAACAUGGACAACAGCAGAGUCGAAAUAUGCGUGCACGAGGGAAAGUUAAUUGGUAUUGUAGAAAAAGGUGUUUACGGUGACUACUACACCGCCUUUCGAGGAAUACCAUAUGCGAAACCGCCAAUUGGAGAACUUAGAUUCAAAGAUCCGGUACCAGCGGAAUCAUGGUCCGGUGGUAGAGACGCCUCAAAGCACGGAAAUAUCGCUGUUCAAUUGAAUAAUUUCACACGCGAAAUUGAGGGCGAUGAAGAUUGUCUCUAUUUAAAUGUGUACACAACGAAAAUUGAAUCCUCGAAAAAACGUACUGUUAUGGUAUGGAUACACGGCGGUGUCUUUUGUUGGGGUUCCGGUGAUGCACUCUUUUAUGGCCCCGAUUACAUCGUGCAAAAAGACGUAGUUUUGGUUACCUUGAAUUAUAGACUAGGCGUUCUAGGUUUCUUAAACCUUAACAACAAAGUGGCAACGGGUAAUCAAGGUCUGAAGGAUAUAAUCAUGGCGUUACAAUGGGUCCAGAAAAAUAUAUCAAAAUUCGGUGGAGACCCAGAAAAUGUCACUAUCUUCGGUGAAAGUGCUGGUGGAGCUCUCGUACAUUAUCUCACUCUGUCACCAUUAGCCAAAGGUACAAUAUAUUUUGUCGAUAUAGUAGACUUAUCAAUACACUCACAAUAAUUUAGAUUCUUCCAA